AUGUCGUUAAAUAUUGUAAACACUUCAAUCGAAAAAUUGGUACAACUCAUAACCCAAGCACAGCCAGGUUCGGACAAUUAUAAAAAAUACGUCAAAUAUGUACACUCAACGUUCAGGUUUGGCACGUUCGGGAGUACUAGCCAGAAGGAGGUAUUAAGAAAAUACAAAGGGAUCUCGGAAAAAUUUCGACUGCACGCACAAGACUCAAAAGCUGAAUUUUUGGAUAAAUAUGUUACUUCGUUUAUGCAAAGACCUCAGAUUGAAGAAUCAAUUCCUCUUCAGACUCGUUAUGAUAUCCUUUGCCUGAUUUUAAAUUUAUCCGAGUCUCCACUUCGAACUACUUAUGUUCCAUCAAAGCCAAUUUUUCAAGAAAAGCCCAAGAAACCUGAAUUUAAUGUGGCCGACAUUUUUAAAGAGGAACCUCUGACCGGCUUUCAUUGGACCGUAAAAAAAGAUUAUACCGAAGAUGACGAGGACGAUACUGACUGGAGCUCCGAUGUACAAGAAUGGAUUAGGGAAACUUUGGGGAAUCGAUCUAAUUUGCAGAAUAAUGUCGAUAAGGUCUCUGAUCCUAUGGAAGAAGACCACAUGACCGAAAUAAAUGAAGUUGUCGAUCAGGAGAGGAAUUACGAAUUAACACAGGCGCUGAGGUGUAAGCAGUACUGGAGAUCAGAUUAUCGUGACUAUUCGUAUUUGGACAUGUCUAUGUUUGAUCAAAAUAUCCCGAGUACUUUGGGUCCUUCACUCGCGAAGCAUCGAAGCCAGGAUACGCGUUACUUGUUCUAUGAUCCUACAUUAGUUAAGUACAUUACAGAACUUGAUGCUAUACGCGAAGUGUUGUUCAUGCUGUCUGGUCGACCCAGCUUUUUGUUUCAUAUGGAUCCUGACAAUAAUGGAAAAUUCAGCGUCAAACUUAAUGCAUUACUGAUGCACCUGACCGAAGGAGCGUUUAAAUCUAUUCUAGAAGUUUUUUGCAAUUAUGGAAAUUAUUUGGCAACGUUGAGAACAGUUUCCAUGAGGAUAUGCAAAGAAUCCUAUAUAACGUAUGGUCAGACUACUCAGGCUUUUGCUGCAUCUAUACUGAAGAUGAUCAUGAAAUUUGACAACUUUUUGGCAGACCUUGAAUCUAGAUACCAAGUGAACAACUCAAAGUUUCAAGAUCAAGAUACUUACAUUUCUUUACUACAACUUCAAAACCAAAUUUCAGAACAAUUAUACGAGUUCAAAAUACUGCACUGUUUUUUCGAUAGAUAUCUUUUGCAUGACUUUCCUAGCCUGUUCACAGAUUCGUUCCUGAUUUCAUCGCCUUACAAACUAUCCUACAAAAUCCUAUCCGGUCUUUUUGAUGAGCUAGUUUUUCACCAGACGGAGGGAAACAAAUCGAUAUUCCUAAUGUUAGGGGAACAUCUAGAUAAUUCUUUUGUUCCAUUCAUUCGUAUGAUCGAUGAGUGGGUCAGUACAGGAGUUCUAAACGACCCAGCAAAUGAGUUCUUCAUUGUUAGAACACCAGAAGUUAAUGAAUUUUCUUCAAGGUAUUGGUCAGAGAUGUAUAAAAUCAGAGUAGAAAACUCUACAGGUGAUAAUAUAGUCAAAAAAAGCUUGGCCAUGCCUGCAUUUCUCGAACCCUUAGUAGGUCGAAUUUUAUUUUCUGGAAAAGCACAGAACUUGCUCAUGUCUUUAAAAUCGAAAGAGGGUAAGAAGAAAAGUCAUUCGGCAUUUCAAUAUAAUCCGAAAGAGUUUAAAUUGGGUGUCGAGUCAUUGCCCCUGUUUGAUCUUUCUGUGAACAAUAACAAAUACCUAGAGCAGGAACCAUUUACUGAGACUUCCAAUCAUCAUCAAGAUAAUGAUUAUGAAGUUGAGGACAUGGAAAUAGAUGAUGAGAUAAAGGAUCAUGAAACGAGAAGUCAAAUUUCGAGUUUGGAUGUUCAGAUUGGAGAAACUUCAUUUAGACAUCCUGAUUCGAAAAAGAAGGAAGACAAAAACAUUGAUGAGAAUAGUCUUAAUGAUCAUAACAAAGAUGACAAUAGUUUAUUAAAAGAGAAAGAUCAGGAUGCUGAUGAAAAAAGCCUUGGAGAUAAAGAACAAAAAAUUGUUGAUGAAAGUAAAGAGGACAACACCAAAGGAGUUGAUGAAAGUUGGAAUAAGUUAUUAGAACUUAAAAAAUUUUCGGAUUUGAGCGAGACGGUUAAUACUUUUCCAAAUACAAUGUCAUACCUGUUCCCUCUAUGGGCUCAACCAACGGGAAAGUUUGAGAAAAUAGACAAUGAGAAAACAGACUCGAAUGGAAUGCAUGACUUAAUAUUAUUUCAGCCAUUCGAUGAAAGGUUCAAGGAAAGGUACGAUGACUAUCUUCAUCCGAGAUAUUUGCGGAUUGGUCAACAUCUUUCCCGUGCUCUAGUCGAACAAUGUCACCUUUGGAGGCACAUACGGGCGCUAUCCGGAUUUUACUUUAUGCAGCAAGGAGAAUCGAUGCAUCGACUGUGUGAUAUCUUAUUUGACAGAAUAGAUAAAAAUCAAAUGUGGUAUGAUACAUAUGUUCUCAAUGACCUUUUUCUAAACAUAUUGAGGAACUUUAAAUGGUUGGAUAAAAGUUUGGUGACCGUUUGGGUUGACGACAAAUCUAGUUCAAAACCUAACGUCACAACCGUGAAAAUAUUUGAAAAAAUAUUUGUCGAGUAUCACCUCCCAUGGCCUCUUGAUAACAUUAUACGCAAUGAUGCGUUGAAACUUUACAAACGUAUUGUCGUGUUUUUAUUACAAGUUAAAAGGGCCAAAUAUCUUUUAGAACGCAUAUCGUUAUCGCGUGUAAGUCAAGGUCACUCUGAAAAAACCACAGCCAUG
This is a messenger RNA of Acaulospora morrowiae, 2841 nucleotides long. Lineage: Eukaryota; Fungi; Glomeromycota; Glomeromycetes; Diversisporales; Acaulosporaceae. The record is from the annotation of a GenBank genome assembly.